AUGUUAGCCGCACCGCUUCAGCGGAAUAACGGGACUGUUAAGUUUUUGACAAAGGGUGACAACAACGCCGUUGAUGACCGAGGGCUCUAUGCUUCUGGCCAGGAUUGGCUGGAAAGGAAACACGUCAUGGGCCGUGCCAAAGGUUUUCUUCCCUAUAUCGGAAUGGUGACCAUCAUUAUGAACGACUACCCCAAGUUCAAGGUUGGUUGUCCUUUGUUCAGCUUGUUUGCCUAUGCUUUCCACUAUGCCACCUCAAUAUCGCAACCAUUUGAUCUUCAGCACAACAAUGCGAUCGGGAAUAUGGUGAAUGAUAGGCUGCUAAACGAUCCGGUCGGGGAGCAUGCUCGUCCCAUUGUGCCCUGGAGCUUGUAG
This is a messenger RNA of Dibothriocephalus latus, 372 nucleotides long. NCBI's taxonomy places the organism in Eukaryota, Metazoa, Platyhelminthes, Cestoda, Diphyllobothriidea, Diphyllobothriidae. The record is from the annotation of a GenBank genome assembly.